Messenger RNA from Scaptodrosophila lebanonensis, 4796 nucleotides. RefSeq names its product PDF receptor (gene Pdfr). NCBI's taxonomy places the organism in Eukaryota, Metazoa, Arthropoda, Insecta, Diptera, Drosophilidae. Bases 389 to 2518 code for a protein of 709 amino acids. The record is from RefSeq and is a predicted model, not a curated record. The transcript has 9 exons. Gene Ontology annotation, cellular component: plasma membrane. Gene Ontology annotation, biological process: cell surface receptor signaling pathway; adenylate cyclase-modulating G protein-coupled receptor signaling pathway. Gene Ontology annotation, molecular function: G protein-coupled peptide receptor activity.
AUACGGCCAAGUCGGCGAAAACUAGGAAGCCCUCGUUGCUCAUCAAGUUCGUCAGUCACAAGUUUUUUGUUGUUGCAGUCAGUUGGCGCUUGGAAGUUGCCGCGCGUUUGAAAUGUAACGGUCGCUCUGAACUGCAUAACGGCAUAUAUAUAUAUAUAUAUAUAUAUAUAUAAAUACAUAUUUGUGGCAGUGUGCGCGUGUGAAUUGAAUUGAAAGCCAUCCGCCGCUACAACUGCUUUGGGAUAGCCCUGGAGGGUAAGGAAAGGCGAAACGGAACCAAACCGAAACUGAAUUGUAUAUCGCAUUCGAAACCAAAAUCGGGCGCAGUUCUCAAACAGCAGUGAUGCAACGCAAGGCCGACUAAGCGGAAGACGCACAAGGGCGCGACAUGACGGACCUAAAUAGCCUGUUACGGAGAAACAGGGGAGAGAGCAUUGAAGGUGACGGCGGAACGGACUCCACUCGCCUAACCAUUGCCAGCUACAUUGGCAAAGCAACCACAGCCGCCGCAUCCAUAUCCGUGCCGCAUGGCAGCAGCAGCAACAGCAGCAGCAGCAGCAGCAAACUGUCUGCCACCAUUGCCUCCAUAUACAAUUACUUGCCUCGCUCAUCGACGACACCCCAAUCAGCAGCUGUGGCAACCACACGCAGUCCUAUGCAUUUCAUCAAUCGGGCUACGCAUUUGAAAAAUACAGCAAUGUCCACGCUCAAAAGUUCAAUUGCCGCAACAACAACAACAACAGCAGCAGCAACCGGGGCAACAGCAACAGCAGCGGCAACAUCGGCUCUGCCCACGGCCAUCAACAUGACAUGGAACACCACAACCACGACAACGCCGGCGAUGACAGCAGCGUGGACCGCGGCAUCCACAGCCGGCAGCUAUGAGAAUUGCUCGGCCCUGUUUGCCAACUACACGCAACCCCAAGCAGGCCUUUACUGCAACUGGACGUGGGACACGCUGCUCUGUUGGCCCCCGACGCCCGCCGGCGUACUGGCGCGCAUGAAUUGUCCCUCCGGCUGGCAUGGCGUCGAUACACGCAAAUUCGCCAAUCGCAAGUGCGAGCUGGACGGCCAUUGGGGCGGCCGGCCGAACGAGACUGAUCCAAACCAUAUGGGAUGGACCGACUAUGGGCCAUGCUACACGCCCGAGGUUACUCAACUGAUGCAACAGAUCAACGCCGACUUCGAUGUCUAUUUGGAUAUUGCCAAGCGAACGCGCACUCUCGAGAUUGUUGGACUGUGUCUGUCGCUGCUGGCCCUUAUAGUAUCGUUGAUCAUCUUUUGCAAUUUCCGCUCGCUGCGGAACAAUCGCACCAAGAUACACAAGAACCUCUUUAUCGCCAUGGUGCUUCAGGUGAUUGUCCGUCUCACUCUCUAUCUGGAUCAGGCAUUUAAGCGCGGUAGGCAGGAGGCGGCCACCAACACAAGCUUAUCCGGCAUUGAAAAUACGCCCUAUCUUUGCGAGGCAUCCUACGUAUUGCUGGAAUACGCACGCACUGCUAUGUUCAUGUGGAUGUUUAUCGAGGGCCUCUACCUCCACAAUAUGGUGACGGUUGCGGUAUUUCAAGGCAGCUUUCCGCACAGGUUCUUUUCGGUCCUCGGUUGGGGCAUGCCAGUGCUGAUGACUACCGUGUGGGCGCUAUGCACGGUCAUUUAUAUGGAUACAGCACUGGGCGACUGUAUGUGGAACUAUAACCUAACGCCCUACUAUUGGAUACUCGAGGGUCCUCGCCUGGUAGUCAUAUUGCUGAACUUCAUAUUCCUGGUCAACAUAAUACGCGUUCUGGUUGUCAAGCUGCGUCAAUCUCAGGCCAGCGAUAUCGAGCAGACCCGCAAAGCGGUACGCGCUGCCAUAGUCCUGCUGCCGCUGCUGGGCAUCACAAAUCUGCUGUAUCUGGUACCGGACCUGAAGACGGCGUGGAAAUUCGCGCUGUGGUCCUAUGGCACACAUUUCUUGACCUCCUUUCAGGGUUUUUUCAUUGCACUUAUCUACUGUUUCCUAAACGGUGAGGUGCGCGCUGUGCUGCUCAAGAGCCUUGCCGUCUACAUGUCUGUGCGUGGUCAUUCGGAGUGGGUGCCCAAGCGCACCUCCAUGUACUCGGCCGCGUACAACACAGCGCCGGACACGGACGCCCUGCAGCAGCCGGGCGAUUCAUUGCCCGGUGGUAAGCGCGUGUCGCCACCCAACAAACGUGUCAACUACCGGAAGGGCAGCUGUGCCAGCAUCGUUGUCACCCACGACCAUACCGCCCAACGACAAAGACUCGUGCAGCGGAACAAUAAUAAUGGCAAUGCCAGUCCGCGACCUCGCACCCUUGACACAACACCUCCCGAUGUGGCGGUCACAUCGGUGUCGGCGACACGUAUCCACAGCAAGGAUACGACGGCUGGUACUUCGCCAAGCGCUGGCUCCAGCUGGAUGAUCAUCCUGUGCUUUCGCGGCCAAAAGGUACUGAGAGUGCCGCCAGCGUCAUCCGUACCUCCCGAGUCAGUUGUAUUUGAGUUGUCAGAGCAGUAGAUCUAAUAGCAGUAGCUUCUAGCCACCAACUAGACACCACCGUAGUUCUUCUCGUUCGUAGUUGCGUUUCAUAGUGCUCCUCCACCCCCAAGCCACAAACACACCACCAAGCCACCAAUCCACCCAUCCGCUCGCUUGCCCGCAUCACUUGGCUGUAGUCGAAGGUAGCUAACCUCCUUCCACCACACACCCACCCCCCACCCCCGCCACUGCUGUCGCGACGCCGCAGUCGCAGUCGCAACCGCUGCUGUUGCUUCUCACUAGUGUUCACAAAACGCUUAAAUGUUCAUUGCAAAAAAAUUAACGCCCAUACGCUCCAACAUGCGCCAAUCUGAGAAUUGUCACAUCUGCCAAAAAGUAGCUUGGCAUUAUCUUAUCCCAAUUGGAUUGAAAUUCGACUAGCAUCAAUAUUAAUAAUUAUUUGUUAUCAUCAUUUAGAGCUAUCCCGAACACUCCCACCCCAAGCCGAUAGACCGCAUAGCCUAUUCCCGCCUAGCGUGAAAACUGUUCCCAGCUGUCCCCAAGCACCCCAUUAAGUUCACACUCAAAACCAGAAGAUGAUGGCCCACGACGAUAUUUUAUUUUGGACUACAAAGGACUAGAAUGAUGAAGACUAUUGGCGAGAAUGCACAGCAUUCUCCAUCAACAGUGAGCCAAUGUUGAGUUCAACUCCAUUUGCGCAUAAAACACUUUGUAAAAAAAUAAAACACCCCCACAUACAUAAUAUCCUUAAUGAUUCCUCCUAGUUCUCCAUUGUCAGCGACAACCCUCCCCACCCCCGCCCUAAGCUCUGGCAAAUUAAAGCGUCUACAAAUCACAAAUGUGCCACUUUAUUGGCAAUAACAUCAAUUUAGUGUAUAUAGUACAAAUUUUAACAACGAUUUUUUAAAUUCAUAUUGUGCAUGAUACAGACAUGUACAUACAAACACAUUAUACACUAUACGUAUACAUACAGAUCUGCGCGCCUGCGCGACUGCCGCUUGCCCAAAUGGAGUCCAAGAGACAGGCAUAUUGAUUAACCAAGUGUUCGGAAAAGUACUGCUAUGGAUACAAAAAUCAGCAGAUUAUUGGUAAAUGCCUAGUCGAACAAUUCCUUCAGUUAGAUCUACUCGUAUGCUUGUAGCUUGUACUUAAUAUUAUAAAGAGGAAUGAUUUGAUUUUUUGUUUGUUUGCUUAUUUGGAGUGAAUAUGCUCCGAAACUACUGAACCUAUUUAAAGGAUUCUUUCAAAGCCACACUAUCCCCGGUUAACAUACUCUAUAUUAUAUUUGCAAAAAAGAUAGGGAUGCUUGCUGAAACACCAAUAAUGUAACCCAAGGUGUAAAAAUAUGAACUAAAAUAUUCCUGAUCAGGAUACUGUUAGUUCAGAAUCGCCCUCGAAACAUUAUGUCCAUUACCCAUAGGGAUUUUCAAAUUCUAGUUAAAAAUCGGAAUUCCAAUCAUGCUUUUGAGAAAUUAAAACCCUCCGGGCAAUGGGACGAGGCUGUAUCUUAAAAUAUAUUAGUUAUUAGAUAUUUGUAUCUAAUUAACACAUACUCGUACAUACAUAUGACAAAUUUUUUGACAUUGUCGUUGCUCUUCAUGUUACCUACGAAGGUACAAUAAGCGGGGGGAGAAGGUAUCAGAAUAGUGCCUUUAGGAGAACUUUUAUAGGUAUAGUUAAAUACUUCAUUUGAAGAAUCCGCAAAUUUAGCAAGUGCUUGUUGUUAAUUUCACAGUGUAGUUGCGCUUUAUGUACAAGAAUAGACAAAUAAUGCUUAACUCUCAGAUUUCCUAAAUUAAGGCUAAAGGUUCAACAAUAAUUAGAAACAAUUCUAUUUUAAAUAUCCGGCAAAUAUCUCAUUUGGUACCUAGAUGAUGAAGCAAUGAUGAAAGGCUUCAAAAACAUGCAAUACAAGAAGCAAACUAUCCAGACUUUUAGUUCAGUUUUUCCUGAUAAAAAAUGUUGUAAUCUCAUACCGAAACCUAUUUACAAGAGUUCGCAUUUUCUCCGCUUUUACUAAUUAGAAAGCUGUAAGCAUUUCCGAACACUGGACGAACAAAAUUGAAACUGUGACAGGCAGUGGCAGCCGUGCAUCUGCGCAGUAGCAUGUCUACUACUAUUUUUGCUACUUUUUGACGCAUACUAUUUUGUUGUUUGCCACACCAAAAAGUUACUUGCUGCGCUUAUUGCAACAACAAAAACUAAUUGCAUACACUUACAAAAAGAACAACAACCACAGCCAGAACAACAACAAUAAGUAAAUUAUUUUCUUUCUAUAACUCUCUUCUUCUUCUCG